UGGCCUCUAGUUCUUUCAGCGCUUAUGAUGCGCUGAAAGGUUGUCGGUUGCUCGGCGCUUCAAAUCAACUGUUUAAUGUCUAAAUUCGGCUUGAGGAGCUUACUUGGCACUUUCUGCUCACCAGAGAAGCCAUCGCGACGCUUUACUGUGCGUGGAGUCCGCCUACAGUCACUGUAAGGAAGCAAGGAUGUUGAUUGUUGGAAUGGUUAACUUGAAAAGUGCCUCUAGCUUACGUUUAUUUAGCUCGUUUAGCAGUUAGCCAGUUAGCUGUGUGUCUGCUAGCAAGCAUGAUUGCUUGCAAAAUGGGUUUGCUGCAGAGGGUUUUUACCUUUUUUAAGGCCUUUCUAAAACCUUUUAAGAAUUGACCAAAUAAUGUGAGACCAUUGACUGUCCAGUAUGUGUCACCAGACAGGGGCUUAUAACUACGUUAUCCCGGAACUGUGGAGCUAAAGUUGCUAACUUGCCGCGAGUGGGAAUCAAGCAAGUGAGCUAGCGAUAUAACAUUAUAUCGAUGCUAGCUGAUAAGAUGUAUUGGUCGGUUUAUCAGAGCCAUGGGUGGUUUUACGUGUAUUUUGAAACAAGUGAAGAUUUAUGAUCAUCUUUGUUGUGUUAGCCUACAUCAGCAAGAUGUGCAUUUUGCAACAGGCCCGCCUCACUAAUGUUACUUUGCCAUGUUUUAGAUAGCAAGCAGGGUUUGUUUUGGACAUGGUGGGUAACGGUAACGUGCUAAUUUAGCUGUCCAUCCCUGAUCGGGCAAGUCCAGAUUGAUUGUAACGAUAAACUCUUAAUAAAGGUCAGCUUUUACUUUAGUGAACCGUUAGUAAGCAGUUUGUUGGGGUUAGAUACGUCGCUUAUGUAUAGUCGUUAGCCUGCUAGGUAGCUAGCCAGUUCCAGGGGUUUUCAACCGGUGGUCCGCGGACCCCUGGUGGUCCGCGGCGGCAUUGCAUGUGGUCCGUGACAAGAGCCUAUGUUGAUCAGUUCACCAUUGUUUUUUUUUAAUAUAAAUUCGCUUUGAUAUUUCAACACAUUUCCAGAAUACCGUUACAUAUCGUGAAAAAUAUGUUUAAAAUAAUAUAAAGGAAAUUCAAGCUGACAGAAUGUAGCCUUGCGCCUAUCCAGUCUAUGGUAGCCUGUGAUUCGCUAAUGGUAAUGAGUUGCGUCGCUAACCUCACUUAUUAUUCAUUACGUACAGUCUUGCGAGCAAAGUUGACACACAUUUAUAAGCAUAGCCGACGAGAGUAUUUUAAGAUAGGUUGUAGUACAGCAAACAUUUGUUACAUAUGUACUAGUCUAGCUAUAUAUCUAGCACCAAUGGAUCGUUUUGUAGUGAGGAAAGUGCCAGAGGGACAGGCUGCCAUGACAGAGGGUCAGGCUGCCACGACAGAGGGACAGGCCGCCACGAUAGGGCAAGGACAGGCUUCCGAAGGGUCAACUUCGCAAAAAAGACGAAAAAGAAAAUACAAUGAGGAAUAUGUUAAAUAUGGAUUCACAGUGACGACAGACAGAGCAGGAGAGGAGGUACCACUGUGUUUCGUAUGUUCAACAAUUCUCUGUAAUGAAGCUAUGAAGCCGUCGAAACUUACGCGGCAUAUGGAGACGCAUCACGUCCACUUGAAGGCCAAACCCGUUGAGUACAUGCAACAGAUGUUGCGUGAUUUCAAAGGACAGCCGGCUACCAUGAGGAAGAGUGCAAAAAUAAAUGAAAACGCACUGAAAGCAUCGUAUCUGGUCGCUCUCAGGGUUGCAAAAAGUAAGAAGCCCCAUACCAUUGCAGAGCAGCUUAUAUUGCCAGCAGCCAUAGAUAUGUGCAGAGCUAUGGUAAGCGAAGAAUGUGCCAACAAAUUAAAAACUAUUCCGUUGUCAGACAACACAAUCGGAAGACGAAUUGGGGAAAUGGCAAAUGAUGUCAAAGACCAGCUGAUGGCAAAACUUCAGACAGUUCUGUUUUCCCUUCAAAUCGACGAGACGACAGAUGUUACUAAUGAUGCGCAACUGUUAACAUUUGUGCGAUACGAGGACAGUGGCACUAUGUGCGAGGAAUUUCUUUUUUGCAAACCACUGCCCGGGCGAACUACCGGUGUAGAAAUAUUUAAAGCACUGGACGAUUUUUUCACGGAGCACAAUAUCUCGUGGCAGAGGUGCGUUGCAUUAUGCAGCGAUGGGGCCCGAGCCAUGAGUGGCAGCAAGACUGGACUGUUUGCGCAUGUAAGGAGGGUGGCUCCGGGGGUAAUUUGGACACACUGCCUGAUUCAUAGAGAGGCUCUCGCCUCCAAAGAUCUCAGUGUUGAGCUCAGUGGUGUGUUUGAUGUCGUUGUCAAGACGGUCAACUUCAUAAAACGAAACGCAUUGAAUACACGCCUGUUUUCAUCCCUAUGCCAUGACUUGGGAAGUGAACACAGCUCUCUCCUUUAUCAUUCAGAGGUGCGUUGGCUGUCUCGCGGCGCUGUGCUCGCCCGUGUGUUUGAACUACGCGGAGCUAUCUACGAGUUCUUGUGCGAGAAGCAUUCUGAUCUGGCUUCCAAUUUCAACGAUAGUUACUGGUUAACUAAGCUGGCGUACCUCACAGAUGUUUUUGCAGAGCUGAACAAGUUGAACAGCUCCAUGCAAGGGAGAGAUGCAAACGUCAUGCAGCUCUACGAGAAGCUCGACGCAUUUGUGAAAAAAAUGUCAAAGUGGAUCGAACGAGUGGAGAGCAAUAACUUGGCGAUGUUUCCUUCAGUUGAGGAAUACCCUGACAGCACUGACAUCAACGACACUAUAUGUGAGCAUUUGAGGAAGCUUGUGCGUCAAUUCGCAAAGUACUUCACUGAUUCGGAAGAGUGGCGCCGUGACAGCAAGUGGAUCCUGCUCCCAUUCAGUGACGAUGCAUCAGUAGGGUCAAGUCUGACGGCUGUGGAAGAGGAUAAGCUGAUUGAGAUGUCCACAGACUCUGUCAGGAGGCAUAUGUACGACACACAGCCCCUUGUUAAAUUCUGGAUAAGUUGCCAGACAGAAUUUCCACAGCUUGCUGCAAAAGCAAUGAGGUGUCUUUUGCCCUUUCCAACCACAUACCUGUGUGAGAGUGGUUUUUCUACACUGGCGUACUUAAAGAAUAAGUACAGGGAUCCAGAGAAUGACAUGAGACUGUCUCUGUCUACCAUUUCGCCACGAAUAGACAGGCUGUGUGGACUUCACCACGCCCAGAUAUCACACUGACAGACAAGCACUGAUGUAGCAGGGUUGCAACAGUUGUGGUGCUCUCCCUCUACCUGCAACCCCCAGUGCCUCACUGCAUGAUCUCAGACAUCCGAUAGAUCUACGAGGGGAAACAACUCCUUCCUCACCCAGGACCCUACCCUCUGGACUCCUGACUGCGACACUCAGUAGCCAUCUCCUCUUUCAACUCAUCUCCAGAAGAAGGAGCAGCACACAUUUUUCCACAUAGGAGUUGAACACCUCCACUUUGGUCAGUGGAGGUGUUGAAGAGCCAACCCCCCCCCACGCCCCUUGUAAUCCUUGUGAAUUUUUAAGAAUAUAUAUUUUCUCCUGGUUGGUUUGAGCCCGGUUCUGCCGGCCGUGUGACUUUUCAAAACUGGGGCGCGAUUCAUGGGAUGCAACCAUGUCGGAUCUCAGUGAGCGCAGGCCGGUCAACACGGACUACGCUGUCUCCCUGCUGGAGCAGCUCAAGUUCUUUUAUGAACAGAAAUUACUGACUGAUGUUGUGCUGCUGGUGGAGGACACAGAGUUCCCGUGUCACAAGAUGGUACUGGCCACAUGUAGCUCCUAUUUCAGGGCGAUGUUCAUGAGUGGCCUCAGUGAGAGCAAACAGACCCACGUUCACCUGAGGAAUGUGGACCCGGCCACCCUGCAGAUCAUCAUCACCUACGCCUACACGGGCAACCUGGCCAUCAACGACAGCACGGUGGAGCCGCUCUAUGAGACUGCCUGCUUCCUACAGGUGGAGGACGUCUUGCUGCAGUGCAGAGACUACCUUGUGAAGAAGAUAAGCGCUGAGAACUGCGUCCGCAUGCUGAGCAUCGGCGACCUGUUCAGCUGCAGCGAGCUAAAGCAGAGCGCUAAGCGCAUGGUGGAGCACAAGUUCCCCAUGGUGUACAGGCAGGAGGCAUUCCUUCAGCUCUCCCACGAGCUGUUGAUAGACGUCCUGAGCAGCGACAACCUUAACGUGGAGAAGGAAGAGACGGUUCGCGAGGCGGCCAUGCUGUGGUUGGAGUACAACAUGGAGGCCCGAUCACAGCACCUGUCUUCCGUGCUCAGUCAGAUCCGUAUUGAUGCACUGUCUGAGGUGACGCAGCGCGCCUGGUUCCAGGGUUUGCCACCGAACGACAAGUCUGUGGUGGUGCAGGGCCUCUACAAGUCGAUGCCCAAGUUCUUCAAACCUCGGCUAGGCAUGACCAAGGAGGAGAUGCUGAUCUUCAUGGAGGCCAUGUCCGAAAUGCUGGGUGACGGAUAUGUGAUGGCUGGGUCUGUGCCUACCAGAGUAGUGUGUUACAGCCCACAGGCGGAGAAAGUGUACAAGCUCAACAACCCCCCAGGAGACCUGCAGAAGGUGGGGACUCUUGUUACACCAGACAAUGAUGUGUUCAUUGCUGGGGGGCAGAUCCCUCUCAAAAACUCUAUCACCAACCACCACGGCAAGAGUGGUAAGCUACAGGCGGUGUUCCGCUCUGUCGACAGCUUCUUCUGGUUCGACGCCCAGCAGAACGCCUGGGUACCUAAAACCCCCAUGCUAUGUGCCCGAAUAAAGCCCUCCCUGGUCCACUGCGAGGGUUACAUCUAUGCAAUCGGAGGAGAUAACGUGGGAGGAGAGCUGAACAAGCGCACGGUGGAGCGCUACGACUGCGAGAAGGAUGAGUGGAGCAUGAUGAGCCCUCUGCCCUUCGCCUGGAACUGGAGUACCUCUGUGGUGGCGCACGACUGCAUCUACGUGAUGACCCACGACCUGAUGUACUGCUACUUCCCCCGCGCCGACACCUGGGUGGAGAUGGCCAUGCGCAAGACGAGCCGCUGCUUCGCCUCGGCGGCUGCUUUCGGGGACCUCAUUUUCUACAUUGGCGGCCUCCACGUGGUCAGUAACUCUGGCAUCCGCUUGCCCACGAGCACCAUCGACGGCUCCUCUGUCACUGUGGAGAUCUACGACGUCAACAAGAACGAGUGGCGCCAGGCCGCCAACAUCCCUGCUAAGCGGUACUCGGACCCAUGCGUGCGGGCGGUGGUGCUGCUCAACUCGCUGUGCAUUUUCAUGCGUGAGACCCACAUGAACGAGAGGGCCAAGUACGCUAUCUACCAGUACGACAUUGAGCUGGACCGCUGGUACCUGCGGCAGCCUGUGUCUGAACGCGUGCUCUGGGACCUGGGCAAGGACUUCCGCUGUGCUGUGGGGAAGCUGUACCCCUCCUGCCUGGAGGAAUCCCCCUGGAAACCCCCAACCUACCUCUUCUCUCCCGAUGGAGCCGAGGAGUUUGAGGUGGACGGGGAGCUGGUAACCCUCCCUCACGUAUAGCUCUUAACCUCCCCUCCCCUACCUCGCUGACUGAACCAGGAAUCUGUAACGCUGAGGGAUGAACAUGAAGGGGGGGCAGAUCACUUCUCUGAUAUGAAAGGGUUUGACGUUCUCUCUGUUGUGGAGGGAUGUCCUCAUGUUGGAGGCUUGCAUUAGCUACAGCUGCUGCUGAUGGACCGUGCAGCCCAGAUAGAAAAAAGCCCCUGGAAAACAAAAAGUAAUCUGAAAAAUUUCAGUUUCUUUCUUCUUAUUUUGUCAUUUGUGACAUCUGUUAGAUAUUACAAGUCUGUCAUACUGUUUCUACAAUGUGAUAAUCUAAACGUCAAGUGAUUUUGUGAUGAUGAUGAUGAUGAUUAUGAUGAUGCACUUAACUGGUUAACCUUCUCGGAAUGACAAUGGCAACUGUACCAAAAUCCCCUAGCCCCCCCCCCCCAUCUCCUCUGAUAAUGGCUUCCCCCUCUCCUCUUUUUCUCUUCUCUCACCACUGACAAAUAGAAACUCUGUGGAAAAUCUAUCGCAUUAAGUAUAAGGCUUGAAAGGCUCUCGGAAAAGUUAUUAGUUUGCUCCUUUGUGGAAGCAGCAGCUGUAGUUCAAUGGCUCCCAAACGAGAUCCAGUACCAAAAUGUUCCAUAGAAACUUCUCAAAUCAAUUUAAGCAUGUUUGAUUUUGAGCUGGUAGUUUUGCAAAUAAAAAUGCAGCAUAAGGUCCAUUUAAUGACAUGUUUUUCUCCAUCUCAUGGCGUUUAGCGCUCAAAGUCUUCUCGGCUUUUCUGGUUUACUUGUUAACACGUUUACCUCCAUUCUCUCCCCCUACAACUGAGCUACAAGAAGCUCCAGAAUAUGUCCAGUAUGUCGACAUGGUGCUAAGAUUUCUUUUGUGAAACUACUGAUAAAUGUAAACCUUUAAGCUACAUUUUUUUUGUUGCAUAAUAACAAUUAAAACAUCUGUGUUGCAAAGAGCUGGUUUUAAGAUAAUGGUCUGAAAAUGACAUACAAUUAUUACAAUACAUUUUAAGCAGAGCUGCUUCUAUUCAUUAAAGACUCAUGUUUUCACUAGUUUAGAAAUAAAUGAUUCGUCUUUUGGUCUAUACGAUGUAAAAAGGAAAAGCUCUAAUGGUAUUACUCAGUGUUUAAGCUACACCUGAUAUCUGCAUCCUAACUGGUCUUUAACUGUAAUUCCAUCAGCACAUGAAUGCAGCACUAAUGUAAUGUUAAUAAUGAUAGUGAACACCCUUCUAGCAAAUUCCUUUUAAUGAAAUCCUGCUGACAAAACAAUAUUGGAAAUAGUUGCAGCUCUAUUUAAAUGAUGAAUUGAUUGAGACUUGACCUUUCAGCAGGAUUUAAAUGGUGUCCAUUUAAAUCCCUGUUUACUACAACUACCAUCCUCCACAAAUGAGCAAAAUAAGUAUUAGAUUUAAGAGCGUUACCUUGAUCCGUGAAUCUCUUCUAUAGGCCCAGGAGAAGAGAGCAACAGGGGCUGUAGUUUUUGGGAGGAGGGGGGGAAACGGGUUAAGAGUGGGUGACUGCGGGUCCGGUCAUCCCUCACCUCGCCACCCUCGCCUCUGUCCUCCACCUUAGCGCUCCGCAGCCUGUCCGUGGGUCUGUCUGCACACAGGUCUUCCACACAGCUCGCAGUUUACACCUCACUCCAUCCAUCGUCACAUGAUCAUGAACAUGUUUCUUUCCACCAGGGUCUCUACACAACUCCACUCAGUAGGUUUUGGGCUCAUGCAUUUCUCCCCCCCCCCGCCUCAAGCUGCUGAAAUAUAUAUAAUAAAAUAUAUAUUUUUCAUAUGUUUAAAAGACAACUGUUUUAGUGUGGGGGGAAAUAACCAGGUCUAUUUUGUAUUAGUGUCUUUUUUAAUUUAACUUCAAACAUUACUGUAGUGUGAUUGUGGGUAGAUAUCCAUUUCCCUAUCAGAUUGAAUUUUUUCUCGAGUGAAAAUUGAGGAAUCUUGCUGCUGAUUGGUUGUGAGGAGAGGGCUGGCCCACGACUGUUGCUAUGGAAAUCGUCCCGGCAACCACUAGUAGUAGUGGAGAGGGCAGGUUGGGGUUGGGCAGGGGAGGGAGGGGGGGGGACGGGGGUCUUGCUCCUACCUUUAAAAACAUGAGCACAGGUGCUUCAUGACAAACCUUACUAGCAUGUUUGGCUGCAUCAUAUUCCUUUGGCACUGUAUUUUGAAUGAACGUUAAUUUAUUAAAAAACAUACCAAAAACGUU
Messenger RNA from Eleginops maclovinus (Patagonian blennie), 7719 nucleotides. It is a transcript of the gene kbtbd2, whose product is annotated as kelch repeat and BTB (POZ) domain containing 2. Lineage: Eukaryota; Metazoa; Chordata; Actinopteri; Perciformes; Eleginopidae. The coding region runs from base 3599 to 5500 and encodes 633 amino acids. The transcript is spliced from 4 exons. Gene Ontology annotation, molecular function: protein binding. The record is from RefSeq and is a predicted model, not a curated record.